Knipowitschia caucasica is the source of this 471-nucleotide messenger RNA. The record is from the annotation of a GenBank genome assembly. Lineage: Eukaryota; Metazoa; Chordata; Actinopteri; Gobiiformes; Gobiidae.
AUGUGUGUGCGCGGACGCCUUGACGUCGUUGUGUGCGCGUGUAUAAGAGCAGACCGCGCGCCUGCACCGUGCACAGAGCUGCCUUUGCCUCCGCGGGAGAAAAGACCCCAGUUUCAUAGCAGACUUUUGGCACAGUCUCUCCAGGCGCGCUGCAUCCACUCCACGCCUGGACUGUUUUUACGCACAGGAUCCAAGUUCGGCUCCGUUCUCCCAAGAAGUAUGGAGGCGUACACGGUGGCCGGAGCCCCCCUCUCCUAUUCGGACCUGUACUCCAUGAUCCCCUACAACAGCACCUUCCCGGAUGACUACCCCGAGGCGCUGCGUAAUGACAGCGGGGGAGUGCAGCGAGGGAGACCCGUGCGCAGCGCUGGGGACAUGGCCAUAGCCAUCUCCAUCACCGCGCUCUACUCGGUGAUCUGCGUGGUGGGGCUGCUCGGGAACAUCCUGGUGAUGUAUGGAGUGGUCAGGUGA